Messenger RNA from Blepharisma stoltei, 2020 nucleotides. The record is from the annotation of a GenBank genome assembly. Lineage: Eukaryota; Ciliophora; Heterotrichea; Heterotrichida; Blepharismidae.
AUGUCAAAUAGCUCUUUUGGAAGCCCAUUGAACUUCGAGUCUGACAAAGAGAACUCAUUACUAGAAUACGGAAUUACUGCUUCUGAAAGCUUUAUUUCAGACUCAUUUACAUACUCAAAUAUCUCAAAGCCUUCAAUAAGCGCCAUUUCACAAGCUCCUGCUUGUUUAAAUCCAUACAAAGUCAAAAUCCAAGAGCUUAUUACCGAAAUCAAUACGCAUAUUCAGAAAAUAGAAGAGAAACUAGAGAAAGGAAGUGAUAAUAAUCCAGAGUAUGAGCUUAUUUUAAAGGAGUUGAAUACUCAAAAAGAUUCUUUAGUUCAAAAAUGUGAAUCAAAUUCAGUUACCAAUACAUUUAUUAUGGUCGCUGAAAAUAAGCAAAAAACACUAUUAAGUGAAGCCAAAACUUUAUUAUCAGCUCAGUCUCGACCACCUCUUUCAGUCCCACCUUUGAAAUUAAAAGAUGCUCCAUUUGAAACUCAAAAAUCACAGCCACUCUCUUCAAAAACUUUACCAAGAGGCAAAUUUUCUUCAGAAGAUGAAGAAAUUGCUUCAAAAAUCAAUCAAAUUUUUAGCCUGUGCUUAAAUUCUGAAAAUUUUGAUGAGAUUGUUAAGAUUUUAUCAUUAGAUAAUUUUGGAUUUAAUUUUCCUAAAGUGAGAAAUGCAUUAUCGAACAUGUAUUUCAGCUUAAAAGACGUGCUUGAUCAAAUGUCUACAAGAGAUGUAGACCAAUUAAAAGCAGAAAUCACCAAACUAAAGAUAGAAAAUUUAGCUUUUAAAAAAGAUGCAGAAAAUACCAUAGAAAAUGCUUUGGCCCUACAAGAUUUGCACUAUGAAAUUAAAUCUAAAAGGAAAACCCAUGGAAAUGACAAAAGAAAUGAGGAAAGAAAAGAAUUGAAAGAGAAGCUAUUUGAAGAAUUUAGGAAACUGUUCAAAAAGCAAAAUGAGCUGCACAAAGCUCAAGUGAUUUUGCUCGAAAAUGAAUUGCAAAAACUCCAAAACACUAUAAAAGAGCUGGCAGAUCAGCAGGAGAAUCAAGAAUUUGCUAGUAAAUAUAUCCUUGACCAGGAUUCAAGAGGAAGAAAAAUUUUAAAACUUGAAGCAGAAAAUAGCAAGUUGACUGAAGAGCUAAAAAAGUAUAGAGACAAACAAAGGAGUUUUAAGACAAAAAUAAGGGAGCAAAAAUCGAAAAUAAAUGAGGAAGGGAUUUUUGAAGAAAAAUCACUUCCGAAUACCCUUUCGCUUGUAAGGCUUGAAAUCACAAAGCUCACAAAAACUAUCGAGAGAGCAAUACCGAGUUCUAAAGAUAUAACUUUCCUUGAGCAGAUUUUAUCUUCUCUGCAUGCAAUUAUAUUAGAACUAUUAGGCCAAAAUUCAGUUUUGAGCAAUGACUCGAUUUGCAAAAGCUAUUUAUCUUUAGAAUGCCAAACCAAAAGAUCAAUGACUCCUAAUAUUACAAAAAGAUCAUCUCCAUGCGUAUCCCAAAGAACUUUAGCCCAUGAUCUGACCCAAAGAUCAACUGAUAGUGGAAGAAAAGACCAAUUAAUAAAGCCAGAGACCAUUACAUUUUCCAAUGAAAUCAAUAUGAAAAACCUUAUUGAUGGGAGCUGCGAAAUUCCUGGAGCCCAAGCCAUGAUGGUUAAAAAAGAUGGAAGAUGAGCUAUCGUUAGCAGUCCUAAUGAUUCUCCUAACUCCCGCUCAUUUAACAGUAAAAUCAUUGGAAAAACGCUUUACGAAAUUAACUAUCCAUAAAUGAGAAAACAAUAUUGUUAAUAAAAGAAAAUUUUUUGCCCUCUAAAUAGCAUUUAUUAAAUGAAAUCUCUAGGUAAUCUGCUAUUGCUUGAUCAGUUUCAUAAAUUGAAUUAAACUUUCAAUAUUUUCCAAUUAAUAUUUUUAUAUUGAAACAUGUUUUAAUAUACAAUUUUUAGAUACAAUUAAAAUUUUCUUCCCUAGCUAGCUCACAAAGGAGAGUAGUAAGAAAACAGCUACAGAAAUGCUUGAAGAAUAUUUGAUAUCCCAGUAA